Molecule: messenger RNA, 663 nt
Organism: Salvia miltiorrhiza (redroot sage)
Lineage: Eukaryota; Viridiplantae; Streptophyta; Magnoliopsida; Lamiales; Lamiaceae
Exons: 1
Coding region: 1-663 (220 amino acids)
Source: RefSeq, a predicted model, not a curated record
AUGGCUGGGGAAGGAGGAAUGGUACCUAACGCUGAUGAACCUGGUGCACCAGAACGCAGAGCAAGUGAAAGGUUCCGAAAGCACAACCCACCCACUUUCAAUGGAAUGGGAGAUCCAAUGGAUGCAGAAAAAUGGAUACGGUGCUUGGAGCGAAUCUUCGACUUCAUGGGUCUUACUGACAAGGAGCGUUUGACAUGUGCUAUAUUUCAACUAACAGACGAGGCUGACUAUUGGUGGGAGUCAGUGCAGAGGACAUUGUCGCCACAACAAUGGGAGGAAUACACGUGGGAAAAUUUCAAAGUAGAGUUGUACGAGAAGUAUAUUCCUCAGAGUUAUCGAAUCAAGAAAGAAGCAGAAUUCUGGAAUCUUCGACAAGGGAAUAAAUCUGUCACUGAGUACGACAGACUAUUUGUCCAAUUAUCACGCUACGCUCCACACUUGGUGGAUACUGAGGAGAAAAGAUCUGAGAAGUUCAGGCGAGGUCUACGACACGAGAUAGGAAUGCCCUUGGCUAGUCAAGGAACACUAACAUAUGCUCAAUCCUUGAGCAGAGCACAAGAUAUUGAAGCUAUGAUGCCAGAAGAAAUGAAAACACUUAAUCAAGACAAUAAGCGUGUCGACAACAACAACAAACGAAAAAGAAAAUGGCAAGGGGCUGAUUAA